UCUACACUCAACUCAAUUGUUCCUGUUCCUCUGCUCCAGAUGCUGAGUGUGAGCGAGAGAUAGACAUAGACACACACACACACACACACACACACACACAGGACACUGACAGAGGACUGAGGCAGAAAACUGGACUUCCAUCAACACCUCUGAAGAAGACUAAGAAAAUAAGAGCCUUGCUUAGAGUUGAGAGGGAGGGAAGGCGGCAGUAGCGCGUGCAGACGGCAGAGAGGAAAGGACGAAAGGAAGAGGGGAAUAGACGAGAAAAGCUGGCUGCACAGCAGGUUGCCCCCUCUCUGACAGCAGAGAAGUCCAUGACCCUGAACUAAUACAGCGAUGGACAGGAAAAGUGCCAAUGGCUACCCUAAGGCCGGAGGAGAGAGUGGAGGUGGGGGUCAGAAGAAGCAGCUGCCCUACUCCGUAGAGACCCCCUACGGCUUCCACCUGGACCUCGACUUCCUCAAAUAUGUGGACGACAUCGAGAAAGGCAACACCAUCAAGCGGGUCCACAUCCAGCGCAAGGCCAGGGGUCCUCCUAAGUUCAGCACCCUGCCCAGGAACUUCAGCCUGCCUGGGCAUGGGGCACGUUCGGCCCCCAAGGACACCUGGUCUUCCACCUCUACUCUGGGACCCAAGCCCCGGGGCAGAGUCACAGAGGUUCAGCAGUUCUUGGAUUUUAGAGCCAGUGAUGGAGGCAGUGGUAUGGCGGGGGGGCAGAGCCAGAGCAGCAGAGCGCAGGGGAGUGGCUUAUCCCCGGCCAGGCCCAGGGAGGAGGCAGGGGCUGGUGUGUCAGCCGAGAAGCCCCUGGGGAGGCCCAACCUCCUCCGGACUUCCAGCAUGCCCAUUACCAUCCCUCACAGGAAGGCCUCUGAGUCCGGGGACGAGAGAAUCGAGAACGGCUCAUCUGAGAAUGUAUUCCGCGCUGUGCCCCAGGACAGGUCGGGGCUGCACCAGCAGAUCACCGCGGCCCUGAAGAGGGUCAGAGAGCUGGAGGAUAUGGUGAGGACCAUCCCAGAGCUCAAGUCCCAGAUCUGCUCACUGAGGGAGGAGAGAGAGCAUCUGAUUCUCAGGCUGCAGGCCCAAACCAAGCCCCAGGCUCCACCCCCCCCACAACGUGCCUCGCCCUCUCCGGCUCAGAUCAUUGAUCCUCAGCCGCCGGGGUCUGGAGCAGUAGUUGAUACCAGGAGAGCGGAAAGCAGUGCGUCAGAGACAGAAACACAACAGGAAUCCUUAAGAAGUACUGCACAAGAAGCAGAAGCAGAUAGGCUUUUAGCAGCACAGGCAUCAGAGGGACCAGACCGACAAAGAGAGGCAUUAGUGAAUCCAUUAGAGAAAACAGCAGAGCUAGCAGAGGACGUUACAGUACAGAACGCACCAGAACCUUCAGAGAAAGGAGUGAUUGUGCAAGUCAUAGAGGGAGUCAGUGGUGAGGGGGAUCUCCUCAGCAUCGAACAGCUCCAGGCUAAGCUAGUAACACUAGAGGCUAAGUUAAGUCAGGCCAGUGAAGAGCUGGAGGAAACCAACAGUCUCCUCAGACAACAGGUAGAGGACAACAGGAUGAAGCAGGAGAGGAUACUUCAGCUAAGCGAGGGAGGGAGAGAGGGAAAGGAGGAGGUGUGUGGGGAGAGACAUACAAGUAGGAGGACCAGUGUGGACCAGCAGACAGAGACCGAGAGAGUGGUCAUUAUAAACCAGGGGACAGAGUCAGAGAGGGCUGAUGUGGUGGAGCAGGAGACUGAUACAGAGAGGAUAGUGAUAUGUUUAAUCAGAGAGAGAGCUAACAGUGUGGACCAGGGGACAGAGACGGAGAGAGUGGAAGCGGUGAACCAGGUGGCCGAGACAGAGAUGAUUAUUGCAUGCCCAGUUAGACCAAGGGGCAACAGUGUGGACCAGGGGACAGUGACAGAGAGAGUGGAAGCGGUGAACCAGGUGGCCGAGACAGAGAUGAUUAUUGCAUGCCCAGUCAGACCAAGGGGCAACAGUGUGGACCAGGGGACAGAGACGGAGAGAGUGGAAGCGGUGAACCAGGUGGCCGAGACAGAGAUGAUUAUUGCAUGCCCAGUUAGACCAAGGGGCAACAGUGUGGACCAGGGGACAGAGACGGAGAGAGUGGAAGCGGUGAACCAGGUGGCCGAGACAGAGAUGAUUAUUGCAUGCCCAGUCAGACCAAGGGGCAACAGUGUGGACCAGGGGACAGUGACAGAGAGAGUGGAAGCGGUGAACCAGGUGACAGAGACAGAGAAAGUGGACACUGUAAACCAGGUGGCAGAGACAGAGAAAGUGAACACUGUAAACCAGGUGACAGAGACAGAGAGAGUGGACACUGUAAACCAGGUGACAGAGACAGAGAGAGUGGACACUGUAAACCAGGUGGCAGAGACACCGCCUGGAGACAGAUUAGACCAGGGGACAGAGACACAGACAGUAGUCAGUGUGGACCAGAUGACAGACACAGUACCUGUACGUCCAGUGAGACCAGCAAGACACAGGGCUAACAGUGUGGACCAUUGUAGAGAGACACAAAUACAGGCAGGAGUCCGUGUAGACCAUGGGAAAGAGACAGUGGAUACUAUGAACCAGCUGACAGAGACACAGACAGCACCUGUACGUCCAGUGAGACCAGCAAGACACAGGGCUAAUAGCAUGGACCAGGGGACAGAGACAGAGAGAGUGAGUACAGUGGACCAGGUGACAGAGACAGAGGCAGCACAGAGUGCAGACCAGCAAACAGAGACAGAGAGAGACAGAGGUGAGACUAGCAAUACCCCACAUAGAGCUAUAGAGAUAGAAAGUGCAGCUAUAGUAAGUGCAGCCAUAGAAAGUGCGGUCACAGAAAUUUCUGGAGCAGAAAGUGCUGUCAAAAAUGGGGAUAUCACUGAGAGUGCAGUAACUGAAGAAGGUUUUGUGAUUAUAGAAUGUGUGGACACAGAAAGUAUGGUCACAGAGAAUGUGGUCACAGAAAAUGUUAACACAGAAAGAAUGGUAACAAAGAGACAAGAAGUGGUAGUAGAGAAUGCAGUUGAACAAAUUACAAUGACUGAAAGUGUGCUUAAACAGAGUAUGACCACAGAGGGUAUGGUCAUUGAGAGUGUGGUCACAGAAGAGAGUGUGGUCACAGAAGACAAUGCGGUCACAGAGGAGAGUGUGGUCACAGAAGAGAGUGUAGUCCCAGAAGACAAUGCGGUCACAGAAGAGAGUGUGGUCCCAGAAGAGAGUGUGGUCACAGAAGACAAUGCAGUCACAGAAGAGAGUGUGGUCACAGAAGACAAUGCAGUCACAGAAGAGAGUGUGGUCACAGAAGAGAGUGUGGUCACAGAAGUCUCUUUCCCCUGUCUCUGUCCCCUGGUCCACAAUGUUAGUGUGGUGAAAGAAACUCCCGUAGUCCCAGAGAGCCCAGUAGCAGCACCCACCCCCUCUUCCAGCCAGACCCAGCCUCAACCAGGUCAGAAGGAGUCUGUGCAGCCCCAGGCCCAGCCUCAGACCCAGGACCCUCGUCGGGGCUCCAACCCAGCAUUAGGCCAGGUAGUAACACGCCUCACAGGGCUGAUUAACGAGCAGUGGGCCCAGCUGGGUAGCAGCCAAGAGAAGCCGGACAAGCAGGAGACCUCCAGCCCCAGCACCCAGAAGCUUGAAGCCGGGCAGGGGAAGCCUUCAACGGGCAAAUCAGCAGGGAAGUCAGGGCCGUCUAAGAUGAGCUCCAUCCAGAGCCAGCUGGUCAGCUCCCUCAGUGCCCUGUCUGCAUUCUACUCCCCUGGACAGAAGGCUACUGCCAACAAACAACAAGGUCUGAAAUCCAUCAUGAAGAAGAACGGUGCUGCUGACAAGCAGGGGAACAGAGGAGGAGCCAAGAAGAACCUCAAGUUUGUGGGAGUCAACGGAGGGUAUGAGACCACCUCCAGUGAGGAGGAGUCGAGCGGGGAGGAGAAGGAGGAGGCUGAGGAGGUGGACAGCUCUGAGCCUGAGGAGAUGCAGGAGGAUCAGGGGAAGGAGGAGGAGCAGGAGGAGGGAGCUGGAGAAUCCCAGGGCCAGGGAGAGGACACUGCCACAGGAGAGAUGGCCCAGGGAGCAGGCCCUCAGGCUGGGGAGACAGAGGGCCAGGGAGACCCUCAAGACCCAGAGUCCAGCCAGGCACUCCUGGAGGAGCAGCCAGAAGCAGGGGAGACAAUAGAUAAGGACUUCAUGGAGGCGUGUCACUACAUUAAGGAUCGUAUGGCAGAGGUGGCAACCCCUGAUAAAGAAAUGAAACACAUCCUGACCGUGUUGUACCAGGAGUGGUUCCGUGUGUCCAGUCAGAAGGACUCGCUGGCCGACACUGUCACCCUCUAUCUGAGAGAGGUGGGCAUCGCCACGCCAACCCUCCUGCGUUACAUCGUAAACCUGGCCGAUGGUAACGGCAACACAGCACUCCACUACAGCGUGUCCCACUCCAACUUCCCUGUGGUCAAACUGCUGCUGGACACUGGUAUGGGAUAUUCAUCCACCUCUCUACAACACACUGGUCUGUGUGAGGUGGACACCCAGAACAAAGCAGGCUACACAGCGGUGAUGCUGGCCUCUCUGACAGCUGCUGAUGGAUCAGACGACAUGGAGGUGGCUCUACAGCUACUGAGAGAGGGAGAUGUCAAUGCCCGAGCCAGCCAGGCAGGGCAGACGGCCCUCAUGCUGGCCGUCAGCCAUGGUCGCACAGCCAUGGUGCGGUUGCUGCUGAGCUGCCAGGCUGACCUCAACAUUCAGGACAAAGACGGUUCGACUGCACUCAUAUGUGCGUGUGAGCACAGUCACGUGGAGAUCGCUCGGAUACUACUCGAGUCUGACCACUGUGACACCAGCCUCACAGACAAGGAUGGUCAGAGUGCUCUUUCGGUUGCGGUAGCGGCCUCCCACAGUGAGCUAGUUGACCUUCUGAAGACCCAUUCUGACUCCACCACCCAGGCCUCUAACCUCUCCUCCACCACCACCUCAGCCACCAUUAUCACCACCACCACCGCCUCUCUUCUCUGAGUCCUCUCCAGAAGCCCCUCUCUAACCCCCACCCCAACACAGAACUCUCCCACCCUAGACCCACCAUAGCCCAGACCCCAUUCGCCAGACCCAACCCUACCCUAGACCUCCGUAGCCCGGACCCCAUUCGCCAGACCCAACCCUACCCUAGACCCACCGUAGCCCAGACCCAACCCUACCCUAGACCUCCGUAGCCCGGACCCCAUUCGCCAGACCCAACCCUACCCUAGACCCACCGUAGCCCAGACCCAACCCUACCCUAGACCCACCUUAGCCCGGACCCCAUUCGCCAGACCCAACCCUACCCUAGACCCACCAUAGCCCGGACCCCAUUCGCCAGACGCAACCCUACCCUAGACCCACCAUAGCCCGGAUCCCAUUCGCCAGGCCCAACCCUACCCUAGACCCACCAUAGCCCGGACCCCAUUCGCCAGACCCAACCCUACCCUAGACCCACCAUAGCCCGGAUCCCAUUAGCCAGGCCCAACCCUUCCCUAGACCCCCAUGGAGGACAGACAAAGGCUGUAUUCACCACCACUCAGCUCACAGGACUACUGGACCUGUGCUGCAAGGAACCAGAAUAACACACAUUAUUCACAUUUCUGCCAAUAUUCCGUGGGCGGGACUCUGGAGUUAUGUAUCAACCGUUUGGCAGCCAGCCAAUCAGAGAGAGACCUGUGUGUGUCAAUCAAAGAACCUGUAGCCGUGGCGACAGUGGGGAUCGACAGGUGAUCCAUGAAGAGUGCAGAAAGACAACAGAAGGAUGAUGGAUUGAUGCUUUCCAAAAAAAAUGCUCUUCAGGCAAAAAUCUUCUUAAGCACAUGAUCUACCUUCAAAAUCUGUCAUAUUAUUAUCAAUAAUAUGGUUUUUCUUCCUUUUUAUUCCAAUGAUGACAUUACUAUUAUUUUAUAUUUGGACAUAAGCCAUUUAUUAAACCAUAAAGUCAAUGUUAUAAUAGUGUUUUAUCAGACACACAAAGUAUAUUUAUUUUGCGUUGCACUUUGUUUCACUCUGUUUGAUUGAUAUUCACACUGUACAUAUCAUAUCCAUGCUUGGUUUGUUUUCAUCAGUAUGACUUAACGAUUGACUCACUGGGAGGUCUUCCAAUAUGAAGGGUGUAUAGUAGGAUGCAGCAUGCAGCAAUAUAAUAACAAAAGGCAGAAUCUUCCGAAGCUACUAAACUGCAGUAUGAUGUAGUAACUCUCCACUUACUACUCUUCUCAACUAUCUUCAACUCUUUUUCUCUUUCUCGCUCUCAUGCACUAGCCUGGUCUCAGAGCAUUUCAUAUGUUUCUGUACGUACAGUAAAUCCUAGACAUUCCAUGUUACGUUUUGUAUGGUAUGUAUUCAAAUGUGGUUAUCCAUCACCCAUUUUGUAUGAUAUAUUACGGAUUACAAUUCAUAUUAUAUGUUACGAAUUUUCAUAACAAACAAUAUUUAAUUAAUUGCUAAACGUAUGAUAUGUAACGAAUUCUAGCUGGUGGCUAUAGUUAGCUAGCGCACUAAAGUUAGCUAGGCUAGUGGUUAGGGUUAAUUAUUAUUAUUUUAUUAUGUACUUUUACCCCUUUUUUUCCCCAAUUGGUGGUUACAGUCUUGUCUCAUCUCUGAAACUCCCCUACGGACUCGGGAGAGGCGUAGGUCGAGAGCCAUGCGUCCUCCAAAACACGACCCUGCUAAGCCGCACUGCUUCUUGACACACUGCUUGCUUUACCUGGAAGACAGCUGCACCAAUGUGUGUCAGAGGUAACACCGUACAACUGACCGAAGUUAACUUGCAGGCUCCCAGUCCGCCGCCUGUUUGCGUUCUACAUCCACCCAUCCACCCUUAGAUGUUUGCGUUCUACAUCCACCCAUCCACCCCUAGAUGUUUGCGUUCUACAUCCACCCAUCCACCCCUAGAUGUUUGCGUUCUACAUCCACCCAUCCACCCCUAGAUUUUUGCGUUCUACAUCCACCCAUCUACCCCUAGAUGUUUGCGUUCUACAUCCACCCAUCUACCCCUAGAUGUUUGCGUUCUACAUCCACCCAUCUACCCCUAGAUGUUUGCGUUCUACAUCCACCCAUCUACCCCUAGAUUUUUGCGUUCUACAUCCACCCAUCUACCCCUAGAUGUUUGCGUUCUACAUCCACCCAUCUACCCCUAGAUGUUUGCGUUCUACAUCCACCCAUCUACCCCUAGAUGUUUGCGUUCUACAUCCACCCAUCUACCCUUAGAUGUUUGCGUUCUACAUCCACUCAUCCACCCCGACCAACCACCUUCCUUUCGUAUUUGCCUUAAGUAACCAUCUGUCUUACGUAAUCAUAUCAUACUAAAUUGGGUAUCUUGGAUUUACACGCAGAAUAAUACAAAAUGCUCUGAGACCAGGUGGCACACACACACACACACACACACACACACACACACACACACACACACACACACACACACACACACACACACACACACACACACACACACACACACACACACACACACACACACACACACACACACACACACACACACACACACACACACACACACACACACACACACUCACUCUCUUCCACUGUAAUGUAUCAUUCCCUUUGUCUGCCUGCUUUAUAGAUUACAAAUCAAAUAAUGUAUGCAACCAAAAUCGCUACAAAAUGCACAAAGAAUGUCAGUUUUACAUUCCAGAAUCCAGAUAGCAUUCAGCAGGCCUCCUAAGGAACAACAUCACAGCACAUCGCACAGAAAGCAACACAGUAGAGAUCUCUCCAUUACUGGCCAGACUAGUAACAUGUUCUCUACUUUCCUCUGCAGUCAGUAAUGUUACACAGCUCCUUCUCCCAUGUGGACACAAAUGCAGGUUUCACUGCUAGAAAAGUAGAAAUGUUGUUCUUAGGGGGAUUGUGCCUCUCUCUUCCACCCCAAUUUUCUCUCUAUAUUGAACAAUAGGGCACUGUUGCAGAGAAAUGACAUGAGAAUAUACUAUCUAUCCUAUCAGAAAAUGAAGAGGUCCCAAAGGAGAGGUGCUGUGCUCACCAGGUGGAGUGGUGCUGUCUCUCGUUCUCACCUGUUUAUCACAAGGCAGGCCUAGGAGCUGAAGACUGACCUCAACUGGUUAAAGGUCUAUAUGGAAACCUAACUGUACAUACAUAUACAGUAUUGUGGAAAAUAUAUCUGGUAUGGUCUGACAUUUGCUCUUAAAUAUAUUUAGUAUUUAUUAAAAAUGCUAUAUUUUUACAAUAUACAGUAUAUGCAUGGGCCAAUAGUCCAAUGAUUGUGUUGGAAUAUGUGAAUUUAUUGGUUCUUCUGGAUGGUAUAUAUAAGCUAAUUGGUCUACUUUAAAAAGCAAUGUAACUUUUCAUUGGUUGGGUGGUUCACGUUCGUCUCUCAUUGGACAAAGCUGUGUGCUGUACUGUGUCAACAGGACUGACUGUUGUGAGACUGUACUUCUACAUUACAAUCAGAUGAAAACAGCUGUACCUGCCUGUAAUAUUCCUACUGUCAAAUUGACUUUUAUGUUAACCAUUUACAAAUCAAAGAAUUGCUUCUAAAUAAAACGGAGACUUUGAAACUGG
Molecule: messenger RNA, 8547 nt
Organism: Oncorhynchus keta (chum salmon)
Lineage: Eukaryota; Metazoa; Chordata; Actinopteri; Salmoniformes; Salmonidae
Gene: kank4
Product: KN motif and ankyrin repeat domains 4
Exons: 11
Coding region: 337-5001 (1554 amino acids)
Biological process (GO): negative regulation of actin filament polymerization
Cellular component (GO): cytoplasm; cytoskeleton
Molecular function (GO): protein binding
Source: RefSeq, a predicted model, not a curated record